This is a messenger RNA of Colletotrichum truncatum, 780 nucleotides long. RefSeq lists its product as uncharacterized. The record is from RefSeq and is a predicted model, not a curated record. NCBI's taxonomy places the organism in Eukaryota, Fungi, Ascomycota, Sordariomycetes, Glomerellales, Glomerellaceae.
AUGGCCAACGUCUUCCGUCAAGCCACAUCGUGGCUCUACACCGGUCUGGCGGUGUUCUUCCUCGGCACAUGGAGCCUCAUCAUCCUUACCCUUGUUGGUAUGACGGCACUGAAUGAGGAUCCAGGCCUCGUCCAACUCAUCGCUCUCCCCUCGCUGCUUACGUUCCUGGUUGCGAAGCUCAUCGUCGCAGCCACUACCCCUACGGCCUCAUCCGCCCCCCGGGCCCAGGCUAGCGGCAACCUGGCGACGUGGCUCGCGACCGCGGACAACGGCUCGCCCCACGGCGCCCUUGUUCUCUUUCUGUUUUCCGUAAGCUGGCUGCUAUAUCUCGCGCGCGUAGUCUUCACUAUUUUCCUACUCGUCCUGUUCGGCGGCUUCUUCCUAUUUGCGUCGGCUAUGAACAGCGUCGAUAAGGAAGAAAUGGCGGCUGGCGAGGAGGGUCUUUUUGAGAAUGCCGAGUCGAGGGCAAAUUUCACUACCGCCUUGGUUGAGUUUGAGGAGAAAAUAGGGUUCACUUUUGGCGAGUCUCUGCAGGACAAGCCGUGGCUCAUCUUCCAGGUUGUGGCAACUAUCUGGGCCAUGUCCAGUUUGCUGAUGAUGUACAUCGUCGCGUACGGCUUUGGGGCACUUCGCAAAGUCUUGACGACACCAAUGGAGGCGUGGUCCAGGGGUGGGGUGGCGACUCCGCGUAUCGAGGGCGCUCAGAAGAACGCGGCGGCUGUCGUGGUUGUUGAAAAGGAGACGGUGGUGUUGCCGGCGGGGAACCACGCUGCAAACUAG